AUGAUGCAGCGUUUACGUGUCGGAGGGAAGACAAAGAAUAGAUUUUCCCCUACAAAAGAGGAUAUUUUAAAUACAAUUGAGCAAUUCAGGGACAAGCCAGUAAGUGGAUAUGAUCCUUCCAGCAAUGGUUUUAACAACAACAGCUUUAGCAGGAGACUAAGUAGCACUAAUGCAAACAUGGAGAGCCCAGACUUUCUUCAUCCAGACAGUAUGGAGAACUCUCAACCACUGGGAGGUAGUUAUACACAUUCCUACAGCACUGAGUGGGAACGCUUGUUUGGCAAACCCAAUUUUCUGAAGGCCUUAAGAGAUCAUGGCUUACGUGGCAACUUGAGAAGCAGUCGAUUUCGAAGUAUCUGUUGGAAGCUUUACCUUGAAGUAUUACAUGAAGACAAAUCCCAGUGGUUGGUAAAGACACAGGAAUGGAGGCAGAAAUAUGAUGACUUGAAAAAUAAUGUAUGUUCCCUUUAUUUAUCUAUUAAUUACUUUUUCAAACUACAGUCUUUUUUCCUUUUUUCUUUCCUCUUUUUUUCUUUCCUCUUUUUCUCCUCUUUUCUCUUUUCUCUUUUUUCCUUUCUUUUUUUUCUCCUCUUUUCUCUCUUUCUUUUUCUCUUUUCUCUCUUUCUUUUUCUCUCUUUCUUUUUUUCUCUCUUUCUUUUUUCUCUUUCUUUUUCUUUUUUUCUCUCUUUCUUUUUUUUCUUUUUCUCUCUUUCUUUUUUUUCUUUUUUCUCUCUUUCUUUUUCUUUUUCUCUCUUUCUUUUUCUCUCUCUUUUUCUCUCUUUCUUUUUCUCUCUUUUUUUUCUUUUUCUUUUUCUCUCUUUCUUUUUCUCUUUCUUUUUCUCUUUUUUUUCUCUCUUUCUUUUUUCUCUCUUUCUUUUUCUCUCUUUCUUUUUUUUUUUUUCUCUUUUUUUCUUUUUCUCUCUCUUUCUUUUUUCUCUUUUUUUCUUUUUCUCUCUUUUUUCUCUCUUUCUUUUUUCUCUCUUUUUCUUUUUUUCUCUUUUCUUUUUUCUCUCUUUUCUUUUUUCUCUUUCUUUUUUCUCUCUUUUCUUUUUCUCUUUUCUCUUUCUUUUUCUCUUCUUUUUCUUUUUCUUUUUCUUCUUUCUUUUUCUCUUUUCUUUUUCUCUUUCUUUUUCUUUUUCUCUUUCUUUCUUUUUUUCUCUCUUUCUUUUUCUCUCUUUUUUUUCUCUUUUUUUUUUUUUUUUUCUCUUUUUUUUUCUCUCUUUCUUUUUCUUUUUUUUUCUCUCUUUUUUCUCUUUUUUUUUUUUUUUCUCUUUUUUUUUCUCAUUUUUUUUUUCUCUCUUUUUUUCUCUUCUCUUUUUUUUUCUUUUUUCUCAUUUUUCUCAUUUUUCUCUUUUUCUCUUCUCACAUUUUUCUCUUUUCUCUCUUUUUUCCUUUUCUUUUUUCUUUUCUUUCCUUUUUCCUUUCUUUUUUCUCUUAUUCUCUUUUUUCUUAAUCAUAAACCCUCGAAAAGCUGUUGAUUCAGCCCAUGACCUUUCACUGAAUAAUCCAUUAUCACAAGAUGAAGAAAGUCCUUGGAAUCGAUUUUUCCAAGAUAAUGAACUUCGACUUACCAUCAAACAAGAUGUCAUCCGAACUUAUCCUCGGAUAGAAUUUUUUCAGUCAAAUCAAGUUCGAAACAUGAUGGUUGACAUACUCUUUAUUUAUGCAAAGCUGAAUACAGACCUGUCCUAUCGACAGGUUACUAUAAUUUUGUUACUUCUCCUUUUUGUCUCUUCUGCAGCUCACCCAUUAAUUCCCUCAGAGGAUCAGUUAUUUUCUCUCUCUCUCUCUCUCUCUCUGUUCAUAUCUCUCUCCAGCUUUAUGCUUUUUUUUGUUCAUUCAACUGUUACUUGCUCUCACUGGAUUUGCUGCAUCACAUGUUUUCUUUUUUCUAGUUUUCCUGAGAUUCCAUUCUUCCAGUCAGAUGUCAUUCACCUUCUGAUGAUUAAUGUAUUGUUUAUAUAUUCUCGCAAUGAUCAGACUCAUUUGUCAUACAGGCAGGGCAUGCAUGAAUUGCUGGCCCCUUUGAUAUUUGUCUUACAUUGUGAUCAUCAAGCAUUCCUCCAUGCCUGUGAAAUUGAAAGUGUUGGCCUGACUCAAGUUAUUGACAGUGAAAUGAUUAGUGAACUUAUGGAUCCAUUUUAUUUGGAACAUGAUGCCUAUGCCAUGUUCUGUCAAGUGAUGGCUACAGUGGAACCAUGGUACACGACCAAAGAUGCACCAACGCCAAAAGGAAAAGAAAUUUUCAAUGUGCAGCCUUUCGCUCGGCCACAAGAUUUGAAUCCUUCCAAUGUUAUAAUCACCAAACUAACCCGCAUCCAAGAUUACAUCCUGAAAAAAUAUGAUGCAGAGCUUCACCUGCAUUUGGAACGACUCGAGAUUGUUCCACAGAUUUAUGGCAUUCGAUGGGUACGUUUAUUGUUUGGAAGGGAGUUUCCAAUGCAGGAUCUGCUGAUGUUGUGGGACGCUAUCUUUGCUGAUGGAAUCGGUUUUGAUUUGGUGGACUAUGUCUUCGUUGGAAUGUUAUUGUAUAUACGUGACCUCUUGCUUACCAGUGAUUAUCCGAAUUGUAUGAAUACUUUAAUGCGGUAUCCUCCAGUGGGAGAUGUACAUUAUUUUGUGGACAAAGCACUUUAUCUUCGAGAACCAAAUCAAUAUCCUCGGCCACCUCCCUACAGUUACCAAACUGUGAACAAUAUGCAAAUGAAUAGAAAUAAAGUUACUCCUCCUUGUCAAGAGAAAAGAGGGUCCACAGCAAGUCUAUCUAAACUAGAAGACACUAUGUUACGCUCAACAACUUCAAAUUCUAGCUUCAUACCUCGUUCUGUGGCCUCCACUCCUGCCGGUUAUAGUCCUGAUGAUGGUCACACCAGCAGUCCAACUCGCUAUUCUACGUUACCCAGCAAGGGAAGGAUGAAAUCUAAGAAGAUUACAAAAUAUGAGCAAGACAUAACCACAAAGAUGGCUUAUAUACAAGGCAAAUUGAAUGACUUUGAAGCUAUGUGUAAAUAUUGUGCCAGCAAACUUGAUAUUCAUAUUGAACGCUUACAAGAUGAAUUGCAUGCCCAAAAGUUAACAGGAGGAGAAGAUGAAAUUUUGUUAUCAAUUGCUGGAGUAAAACAGGUCAGAGAUAUCCUGAAGGGAACAUUGAAAUUUUCUCGAAACCUCCUUGAUGAAGACAAAAUUGAGAUCACUGAUGAUCACUAUAAGGAGGAACCAUGCCUGACAUCUCCAGAUUACGAUACUACUGAUUCUGCUGGUGCUGCAGCAACACACAGGGAUAGUGAAAUUUUCGGCAAGUCUUCUCUCUAUGACUACAAGAAGCGGUCCAAAUCUAAGGGCUUCUACCCAAGCAGUGAGGAGAGUUCCCCUUGCCACAUGAGUGAUAUUCAGGGUCGUGUGGUAGAGCUCAUAGAUUACGGCCCCCAGGAUCAGUAUGGGGCUGCCCACCCAGUUGAAGCAGUCAACUAUCAUAAUGCUAAUUCUAGUGAAUACAGAAGCACAAAAUAUUCAGAAUAUGGUUGCCAUACACACCAGCAUGUCAUCAACAGCAAGAUCUCUUGA
Molecule: messenger RNA, 3564 nt
Organism: Acanthosepion pharaonis
Lineage: Eukaryota; Metazoa; Mollusca; Cephalopoda; Sepiida; Sepiidae
Source: the annotation of a GenBank genome assembly